AUGAGAGCUCAUUACGUCCUUGCCUGCCUGGCUCUUCUGGUGGCCACCACCAGUGCUGCCAAUAUAAGACCUUCGGUUGGAGCUGUGAACAACCAGCUAUACAGCCGAUCUGUUUGUUUAAACAAGCUCAACGGAUUCCGCGGUCUGGUUCCCGGCAGUUGCUCCAAGUACUACGAGUGCCAGAAUGGUGUAGCAGUGGAGACCGCCUGCUCCCGUUACUAUGACCCAAAGGUCCAGGGUUGUGUCAACUACAACACCGGAUGCGUUGAGAUAAUGCAAACAGCAGCAAUUGGUGGAGGCUCUGGUACUGCCGCGCAGCCAUGUGCAGAUCCAAUAACCACCACUUGUACCCCACCCGUGACCACUCCUUGUGCAACAACCACAGCCACCACGACUAUCCCGUGUGCACCAACAACACCUCAAACAACAACCUGCACAAUACCAACAUCAACAACGACAAAACCAACAACAACAACGACAAAGCCGACAACAACGACAAAAACAACAACGACAACGACGACUACUACCUGCACAACACCAACGACAACAACGACAAAACCAACAACAACGACAAAACCGACAACAACGACAAAACCAACAACAACGACAACGACGACUACUACCUGUACAACACCAACGACAACAACGACAAAACCGACAACAACGACAAAACCAACAACAACGACAACGACGACUACUACCUGCACAACACCAACGACAACAACGACAAAACCAACAACAACGACAAAACCGACAACAACGACAAAACCAACAACAACGACAACGACGACUACUACCUGUACAACACCAACGACAACAACGACAAAACCGACAACAACGACAAAACCAACAACAACGACAACGACGACUACUACCUGCACAACACCAACGACAACAACGACAAAACCAACAACAACGACAAAAACAACAACAACGACAAAACCAACAACAACGACAACUACUACCUGCACAACACCAACAACGACAACAACAACAACGCCAACGACUACUACCUGCACAACAACAACAACGACAACAACAACGACAACAACCACGACAACAAAAACGACAACAACCACGACAACAACAACGACAACUACUACCUGCACAACACCAACAACGACAACAACAACAAAACCAACAACAACGACAACAACAACGACAACAACCACGACAAAACCAACGACAACGACAACUACUACCUGCACAACACCGACAACAACAACAACGACGACAACCACAACGACAACAACAACGACAACAACAACGACAACUACUACCUGCACAACACCAACAACGACAACUACACCAAAACCUACAACAACAACAUCAACUACGACAACAACCACGACAAAACCAACAACAACGACAACUACUACCUGUUCAACACCAACAACGACAACAACAACAACGACAACAACAACGACAACGACAACAACCACGACAACAACAACGACAACAACAACGACAACUACUACCUGCACAACACCAACAACGACAACAACAACAACGACGACAACCACAACGACAACCACAACGACAACCACAACGACAACCACAACGACAACCACAACGACGACAACAACGACAACAACAACGACAACUACUACCUGCACAACACCAACAACAACGACAACUACUACCUGCACAACACCAACAACAACGACAACUACUACCUGCACAACACCAACAACGACAACAACAACAACGACAACAACGACAACAACAACAACGACGACAACCACAACGACAACCACAACGACGACCACAACAACGACAACUACUACCUGCACAACACCAACAACAACAACGACAACUACUACCUGCACAACACCAACAACGACAACAACAACAACGACAACAACAACAACGACGACAACCACAACGACAACCACAACGACGACAACAACGACAACAACAACGACAACUACUACCUGCACAACACCAACAACAACAACAACGACAACUACUACCUGCACAACACCAACAACGACAACAACAACAACGACGACAACCACAACGACAACCACAACGACAACAACAACGACAACAACAACUACUACCUGUACAACCCCAACAACUACUACCUGCACCACAACUACCUGUACAACCCCAACAACAACUACCUGCACCACAACUACCUGUACAACACCAACAACAACUACCUGCACAACUACUACAUGCACAACACCAAAAACUACUACCUGCACAACUACUACAUGCACAACACCAAAAACUACUACGUGCACAACGACUACACCCUGCGCACCAUCAACACAAACAACUACAUGCGUAGAAACAACAACUGUAUGCGGUGAACCAGUAACCACCGCAUGCCCUUCAGCAGCUGGCGCGAAGGUAGGACAGUCAUCGGUGCAUGUGAGACCCGCCUUCAGACCGUUGCCCGAGGUGUUGGCACAGACAAUGCAAAUGGCACAUUCGUCGACUAAGGAAAUGAACAUGGAACUCUACUCGAGCUAUGUGUGCCGCAAUAAGCCUGACGGAUUCAUGCUGGCCUCCUUGACCAGUUGCACUGACUACUACAUUUGCCGGUACGGCAAACCCCUUCAAGUUAGCUGCGGCGACAAGUACUUCAACGCGCUGAAGGGUAUCUGCGACCUGCCCGAGAAUACACGCUGCGUGCAGCCGAAGGCUUUCCUUGCCUGCCUGGCUCUUCUGAUGGCCACCACCAGUGCUGCCAAUAUAAGACCUUCGGUUGGAGCUGUGAACAACCAGCUGUAUCGCCGCUUUGUCUGUUUGAACAAGUUCAACGGAUUCCGCGGUCUGGUUCCCGGCAGUUGCUCCAAAUACUACGAGUGCCAGAAUGGUGUAGCAGUGGAGACCGCCUGCUCCCGUUACUAUGACCCAAAGGUCCAGGGUUGUGUCAACUACAACACCGGAUGCGUUGAGAUAAUGCAAACAGCAGCAAUUGGUGGAGGCUCUGGUACUGCCGCGCAGCCAUGUGCAGAUCCAAUAACCACCACUUGUACCCCACCCGUGACCACUCCUUGUGCACCAAUCACAACUACCUGCAUCGAACCCGUGACUACCCCGUGCGCACCAACAACACCUCAAACAACACCUUGUACAACAACUACCUGCACAACACCAAAAACUACGACCUGCACAACAACUACCUGUACAACACCAAAAACGACGACCUGCACAACUACUACAUGCACAACACCAAAAACUACUACGUGCACAACAACUACAUGCACAACACCGACAACAACUACCUGUACAACACCAACAACAACUACCUGCACCACAACUACCUGUACAACACCAACAACAACUACAUGCACCACAACUACCUGUACAACACCAACAACAACUACCUGCACCACAACUACCUGUACAACACCAACAACAACUACCUGCACCACGACUACCUGUACAACACCAACAACAACUACCUGCACCACAACUACCUGUACAACACCAACAACAACUACCUGCACCACAACUACCUGUACAACACCAACAACAACUACCUGCACCACAACUACCUGUACAACCCCAACAACAACUACCUGCACCACAACUACCUGUACAACCCCAACAACAACUACCUGCACCACAACUACCUGUACAACCCCAACAACUACUACCUGCACCACAACUACCUGUACAACACCAAAAACUACUACCUGCACAACUACUACAUGCACAACACCAAAAACUACUACCUGCACAACUACUACAUGCACAACACCAAAAACUACUACGUGCACAACAACUACACCCUGCGCACCAUCAACACAAACAACCACAUGCGUAGAAACAACAACUGUAUGCGGUGAACCAGUAACCACCGCAUGCCCUUCAGCAGCUGGCGCGAAGGUAGGACAGUCAUCGGUGCAUGUGAGACCCGCCUUCAGACCGUUGCCCGAGGUGUUGCCACAGACAAUGCAAAUGGCACAUUCGUCGACUAAGGAAAUGAACAUGGAACUCUACUCGAGCUAUGUGUGCCGCAAUAAGCCCGACGGAUUCAUGCUGGCCUCCCUGACCAGUUGCACUGACUACUACAUUUGCCGGUACGGCAAUCCCCUUCAAGUUAGCUGCGGCGACAAGUACUUCAACGCGCUGAAGGGUAUCUGCGACCUGCCCGAGAAUACACGCUGCGUGCAGCCGAAGGCUUAG
Messenger RNA from Drosophila grimshawi, 4146 nucleotides. Its product is annotated as mucin-2. Bases 1 to 4146 code for a protein of 1381 amino acids. Gene Ontology annotation, cellular component: extracellular region. Gene Ontology annotation, molecular function: chitin binding. NCBI's taxonomy places the organism in Eukaryota, Metazoa, Arthropoda, Insecta, Diptera, Drosophilidae. The record is from RefSeq and is a predicted model, not a curated record. The transcript has 3 exons.